AUGGUCCUGCCAUUGCGUGGCUUGGGGACCCGACGGUCGGUUUCACCGUGUGGCGACGUACAGGGUGUCCACGGCCCUUCUCAGUCGACGUCUACCUUGGCAUGCUUAUCGACAUCACUGACAGAGAACUUCACGACUGAGAGCACCUCACGAUGCUCAGCUGUCACCCUUGGUGGUGGGGAUGUCAUCCGCACGAAUCGCGACUCAGAACCGGUAGUGACGCGCUCGUUCCCUCUCUCUCCCAAAUCGGAUUAUUCUCCCUCGAGUUCAACUCACCUCGAAGUCAGCUCUAGCGAGGAUACAUACUAUCGACAACACGUGCAGAAGACUGUUCGUCGGCAGACAGAAGUAUGCCGACACCACCUAGCUCGCCCACCUUUCAAGCUCCGCGAAGUCGAUAUAAACGCUGUUCUUGCAUACACGUCAGCUCGCCUAGUACCCGAGGCCCAGUCGGUCACAUUGCCUAACUGCCUAUUUACCAGUCCUAAGGUCCGACGUUAUGAGGAAAUAGACUCUGAUGGUGACCCACAUUCCGUCACUCUGGGACGUUCUCAUCCGAGAAAGGUUCGACGAGUCGAACGCCAUACCGAUAUACGUCGCUCUACCAGACAACUUAUAUCCAAGCUCAAACAACAACAUGUCUGCGCGGUGCACCUUCGGGAGAACAACGAGCCGGGACUCUGCUUCGUGUCACCUUCAGGUAUCCAUAUUCAUCUCGAGGACGACCACCUUACUAUCUGGGCAUCGGCUUUGCUCGCAGACGAAGACUGCACGAUUUCCGUGCCUCCGAAGAGUACGGGUCUGAUGGAUACGCCAGGCAGUGUACGCAGUGCUACACAUUCUCGCAGUACGGGUCUGCUCGACACUCCAUUUGGCGGCAGACCAUCUGACCCUUCCGCCUUCUACGCGAUGCAGACGGAAUACAAUCUACCUCCGCGUAUUCGCUCUACCGAGGAUGCUUUGAACAUACCGCUUACGUCUACCCCAUCUACCCCUGUCAAAGCAAAGACGGCUUUCGUUUUUACUUCGCCGGACAUCACACCGAACGACAACGUUCGUCGCUUGCUGGCUGACUUUGCACAGCACAGAGGUAUCGAUAUACAAUCAGAGUUGCCUGUCAUAGAGGACCAGGGCCUUGGGCCGCAGUCCAUCUUGGCGUGGAGCAAAAAGACCCUUUCGAGACUAACUGGAAUUAGCGAGGAGCUCGUGGUUGAGCUACAGGCUUUCUGUGGCGAGUGGAUUGACGGACUACAAAGAAAGAGAGGACUCUUGUAG
Molecule: messenger RNA, 1275 nt
Organism: Stereum hirsutum FP-91666 SS1
Lineage: Eukaryota; Fungi; Basidiomycota; Agaricomycetes; Russulales; Stereaceae
Exons: 7
Coding region: 1-1275 (424 amino acids)
Source: RefSeq, a predicted model, not a curated record